Messenger RNA from Paraglomus occultum, 369 nucleotides. NCBI's taxonomy places the organism in Eukaryota, Fungi, Glomeromycota, Glomeromycetes, Paraglomerales, Paraglomeraceae. The record is from the annotation of a GenBank genome assembly.
AUGCUAAAUUCGUUUACUCGUAUCGUUCGUACUCGACAGUCGACUUUUUCCUCGCUUCGUCCUGCAUUUUCUUCACCCAUUACCCAGUUUGUCCGUGAUUACACUGUCUACUUUGGCAAUCUAUCCUUCGAUGCGUCAGAACACGAUCUCAAAACUCUUGUUGACCGAUUUGAUGUGAACGUGUCGGUACGAAUACCAAGGGAUAACUUGGGCCGAACGAGAGGGUUUGGCUUUGCGGAUUUUUCGCAGGAAGAUCAGGCCAAUCAAGUGAUAGGCGAAUUGAAUGGAACGAAUUUUAUGGGUCGAGAACUGAAAGUGAGCCGGGCUCUAGAGAGGUCCAACACGCCGAGGGAUGGUGAGUAUUUCUAG